Messenger RNA from Lactuca virosa, 1208 nucleotides. The record is from the annotation of a GenBank genome assembly. Lineage: Eukaryota; Viridiplantae; Streptophyta; Magnoliopsida; Asterales; Asteraceae.
AGUUGGAUAAAAAAAGGCAUCCUGUGGACCCUCACACGCCUAAACGAAUGCAAAGCGCUGUGAAUUGUACUCCUAACGAAGCAAAGCAACUACAAUCUUGAAAUCCAGAAAUCGAGAUAUCGGGAGGGGAAGAAAAAUGGAAGAGAUGAAGCAAAUACUGUCCAACAAAGUCGAUAAAUCACAAAUCAAACCAGGCGAUCACAUCUAUACAUGGCGUACAGCUUGGCUCUACGCUCAUCACGGCAUAUACAUGGGUGAUGAAAAAGUGAUCCAUUUCACACGCAGCGGGGGGCAAGAAAUUGGGACAGGAACAGUGUUGGACCGCGUUCUCCUAAGCUCAUCCCCCUCAAACUCAGACGGCGACCCAUGCCCGAAAUGUGGGGACCAGUCAAAAGCAGAAGGCGUCAUCGCUUCGUGCUUAGAUUGUUUUUUAUCUGGAGACGACCUUUAUCUAUUCAAAUACUCAGUCUCCACCGCUAUUUUUCUCGCAAAAGCGCGAGGUGGAACUUGCACUCUUGCACGUUCCGAUCCUCCCGAUGAUGUCAUCUAUCGCGCUCAGUUCCUACUAGAAAAUGGUUUUGGAGGAUACAAUAUCUUUAAGAAUAAUUGUGAGGAUUUUGCAAUCUACUGUAAGACUGGAUUGUUGGUUUUCACUACUAUUAGUGUAGGGCGUAGUGGGCAGGCGGCGUCUUUUUUAGCCGCCACUAGUGCGAUUGUCUCGUCUCCGCUUCGGUACUUGACCACUAGUUUUCCCGGUUUGGCGGUUGUUGGGUGUGGGAUUUAUUGUAUUAGUAGGGUUGUUGCUGACAUUGGGAUGCGUCGUGAUGUGAUUAAAAUCCCAGUUGAGAGGCUUGUUCGUGGCUCAAUCUUAGCUGAGGCUAUGGAGCCAGAAGCGUGUGUGAAGAAGCUUGAAGUGGCUCAAGUUCAAGUUGAGCGGCUCGAGGAGGCUCGAGCUGUGGUUGAGGAACCGAAGGUGGCUCAGGAUGUUGUUGCAACUGAUAAGGGAGAGUAGGAUAUUGUUAUUGCUAUAUUGGAUGUUUACAUGUUUGUUUGACCUUUUGACUAUGAUGUGGAAAUGUGUUGGGAUUCUUGACUGAAAAAAGUGUGAUUGGUUACAUCUUAUAACGGCUUGUGUGAUUUUAGUUGGAUUGUGUUGUGUGAAGCCACUCUUAAUUAUGCGACACUAUCUUGUUGUGGGUGUGGGAGGC